Messenger RNA from Mugil cephalus (flathead mullet), 3833 nucleotides. It is a transcript of the gene micall1a, whose product is annotated as MICAL-like 1a. The record is from RefSeq and is a predicted model, not a curated record. Bases 3 to 2774 code for a protein of 923 amino acids. Lineage: Eukaryota; Metazoa; Chordata; Actinopteri; Mugiliformes; Mugilidae. The transcript is spliced from 16 exons. Gene Ontology annotation, molecular function: protein binding.
ACAUGAUGGGAUCUCUGAAGGCUCUCCAGGAGUGGUGUCGGAUACAGUGUGAGAACUACAACGAUGUGGUGAUAAGGGACAUGUCAACGUCCUUUCGGGACGGCUUGGCAUUUUGUGCCAUCAUCCAUCGGUACAGACCUGACUUGAUAGACUUCGGGUCGCUGUCCAAAGAGAAUGUCUACGAGAACAACCGACUGGCGUUUGAAGUGGCCGAAACGCAGCUCGGUAUUCCGGCCCUGUUGGACCCAGAAGACAUGGUGUCCAUGAAAGUGCCUGACCGGCUCAGCGUCAUCACAUACGUGUCCCAGUACUACAACUUCUUCAAUAAUAAGGCUCAAGCAAACCCACCUUGUAUGAAGAGACUGAGUUCUGCUGGUCUCAAUGAACCAGCCCAGAAAAGGCCUCCGACUCCUUUGGAAGACAAAGUGGUUGGAACUGAGCCGACCCAGGCAGACGCGGAGGCGGUUGUUGCAGCCAGACCCAGCGCUCUCAGCAGCACCUGCGCCGCCUGCCAGAAGCACGUUCACCUGGUGCAGAGGAUCCUGGUGGAGGGAAAGCUCUACCACCGGAACUGUUUCAGGUGCACAGAGUGUCGCAGCACUUUGCUUCCUGGAUCCUACAAAUUUGGGAGCGACUCCGGAGCGUUGGUUUGUACACAUCACCUUACAAGGCAUGCCUUAGCCAGUCAGAAUGGACGGCCAGAUCUCAGUAAAAGACCAGAGGCCAUCCAGUCUGCCAGGACCGGUCGCAGCACAGUUCCUCAUACGGCGCUGUCUGAGGACGUCCAGACAGAGACUCCUGCUGUAAACCAAACAAACAAUACUGACGAGCCCAGCAGUGACUCUCUCACCGUCGCUCCUGUUAUAACAAACACAGCAGACGCUUUGGAGGAAGAGGCAGAGGAGGGCACAGAGACGGAGGAGAAACCACGUCCUGCAUCUCCUCCCAACCCUUUUGAUGAGAGCGAAGAAGAGGAGGAAGAGGAGGAGAAAGAGGAGGGAGCACAAACACCAGCCAAAUGUACAGCUAACGGGGACAUUCCUUCGACACUUGUCGGUCACCUCGAAGGUGGAAGUCGACCUGUGCCCGCACCCCGUCGGGUCCCUGAACCGACCCCUCCGCCUCGACCGGCCCCGAGGGUUCGGCUUCCCCGCACAUCAGAUGGUCUCACAGUCGGUGAACACCAGAAACCUCCAACUCCUCCCAAACCUCGAGAAAGAUCCCAGUCGCCUGCAAGUGGCACCCAUAAACCUAAAGACCCACCUUGGCUCGCCCUGGUCCAAUCAGAAACUAAGAAGAAGAAAGCCCCUCCCCCGCCCCCUGCAGGACUGGCAACACCUCCAAAUACAGGCUCUUUGUCCUCUCUCAAAGGGGAGGCCUCCAGACCCAGCACGCCUCCUCAGCCCUCCAACCCGUUUGAGGACGACGACGACGAAAGCAAUGAGCCAAAUGAGGAGGAGGAGAGUGAAGGGAAAGCGGUUCCCCCCGCCGUGGUGGUCAGUCACCCCUGGUACAGCAUCACUCAGGCGGCUGACGCAGCAGCUGCAGACACGACCCCGACUAAAGCGAGUUCAUCUCGCUCUGCCAGUCCCUCAAGCGCCAGGAGCAAGAAACGGCCGGCACCUCGUGCUCCUCAGCCACCCACUGGUAACCAAGCUCUCUCUCACUCUCAGCCCUCCUCGUGCUCUCCCUCUCCAGCUCUCAGUACAGAGAGUUUGUCUUCUGGGUCAGAGCACAGCUCCUCCCGUCUUCCUUUGCGCGGCGGCGCCACCAUUGACCAGGAACACGCCGUCACAAAAAGCGUGUCGGAGCCUUCCAUCUGUUCACCGUGCGACUCCGCUGCUUCCCCUUCCUCCUCCUCAACUGAACGUCUGCCUCAUACAGUCCUGACUCCGGGCCCUUCGCCCAUGCCCUCAAACGCCAGCUCCGCGCCAGCCACUCCACAGACCGGUCGCAACUUGGGGUCCAAAGGUCUCGGACCUCCACCGCCACGACCCACCACGACCCCCAGCCCCUUGGCCUCGGCAGCUACACCGUCACACAACAAACGGACAUGUAAGGAGAACCCCUUCAACAGGAAGGCUUCUCCCUCUCCUGCUAAAUCCAGACCACCCAAAGGCCCCCGCCCGGCUCGACCUCCAGCGCCGGGCCACGGCUUCCCUCUUAUCAAACGCAAGGUGCAGUCAGAUCAUUACAUCCCGGUGGAGGACAUCCACGGGGAGAUGGGUGAUCUGGAGAAGCAGCUGGAUGAGUUGGAGCGGAGGGGGGUGGAGCUGGAGAAGAAGCUGAGAGACAAUCCCAACGACGAGGACGAGGAGCACCUGCUGGUGGACUGGUUCACUCUGAUUCACGACAAACACCUUUUAGUCCGCAGAGAGGCUGAGCUGGUUUACACGGCAAAGCAGCAGAACCUGGAGGAGAGGCAAGCUGAUGUGGAGUACGAGCUCAGGUGUCUCCUCAACAAACCAGAGAAAGACUGGACUGAAGAGGACAAGAGUCGGGAGCAGGAGCUAAUGGCUGAGCUGGUUACCAUCAUCGAACAGCGCAACCAAAUAGUGAACAACAUGGACCAGGACAGGCAGAGGGAAGAGGAGGAGGACAAACUGAUGGAAGCUAUGUUGAAGAAAAAAGACUUUAAGGAUCCAGACAGCGACCAGCAGAAGAAGAAAGGGGGAAAGUUCAAACCCAUUAAAGUGCUGAAGAGGCUGAGCAACAAAGGAGAACCGGGAAAGAGCUACAGCUCUCGCAAGGAGAAAAGUAAAGGAGGAGAGUAGAACAUUUAGUUCAAGAGUACAUCUCUUUAUUUUAACAAUUCUAGGAAAAGGAUAUUUUUCAAAGAAAGGUCAAGAAGAUGAAGACUCCUCUUCAUGAUGUUAAUCUUUUUAAGGACAACACAGGAUCCAAACCUGCUGACAUCUCAUUAUCGCCUCCUUAAUGUCUCUGUAGUGACUAUUUUCAGUUGCCUUUCAAAGAACAGCUCAAGUGCUUUAAGCUCUAAAUAUUGAAGCUAGUGAAAUGCAGACUAAGUUUCUGUGUUGCUGCACUGAUUUGUGUCCUUGCUUCAUUCUCCCUGCACUGUACAGUGACUGUGUCCUGCUGCAGAUCUUCAUCAAGGUGAAGCUAAGGUGCGAUUCGCAGUUUGAAUCCUGAUAUCCAUGUUUUACUAUUAACCUCAUUUACACUCCUUGAAUCCUCAUCUCCUGUCGUCUUUCAAACAUGAGUGGAUAUCUGAACUUUUAUGUCAUGUCUGGUCUGAGUCUGUGGUACUAGUAAUAUGUUUUUAUGGUAAAAUUUGCUUUAAGCUGCAGCAUCUGCUCUUGAAAUGCUCAAUCCACUAUGGAAACGUGUCUUCUAGCUGCUAUAUUGUUUGUGGUUUCCUUAUGUUUGUGUCCUUUGUGUAAAAGCUUUUCAUCAAACACAUGGAUGAAAGUAUUUAUGAGUGAGUGUGACUGGGAAGCAAAAGAAAAUUUGUUGUCUUUGGGAGAACAUGACAUAUAUGUAACAAACUGCAGAUAUCGCUUAGUUAAAUGUCACACACACAAUACUGGACAUUAAGAAAGAAAAAUAUACAAAAUUUCAUCAACUGUAGCAAAACCCAAGUUAAGAACAGUUUAAACCAUUGGUGGAAAACCUGGAUAUGCAAUCAUUAAUUUAUAUUUUACCAUUUCCUUCAGUGUUUUGCCUUAAAAUGAAUAGGAUAAUAGAGCUGCAAUUGUUUGAGUGCCAUUUAUUUAACUGCAAAUGUCUGAAUGUUUACUUAUUUUAUGUUUACCUGUUUUGUCAUUUAGAUUUUAUAUUUGUCCUUCAUUUUAAAAGUAACCUUUAAUCUUUAA